AUGUCUUCCUCUGAUGGUUCCAUCGGCAGUACGGGCAACUCAUACUCGCUCUCCAACAUGCCUUACACCUGGAUUCUCACACCACUCAUCGUCUUCCUCGCUCUCGGCAUCAUCGCAACUCUUGUUCAGUUCCAACGCCGCCGUCGUCUCCGCAAACUCGGCCUCCAGCGUCCAUGGCCCCGCCGCGACUUGGAAGCGAAUCGUCAGAGAGGCCAACGGUCGUCGAGAAAUGGCCGUUGGGCCUGGACCACUCGCAGCGACGAGGGCUUGGACGAGUUCGGCGAGGCUCCUCCUGCCUACGAACCCAAGGCGAAGCCGGGACAGGCUUACGCCCGUGAGGGCAGCUUCGAGAUGGCACACGUUGAGCACACUGCGAGAGGUGCCAUGCCUCCGCCCCCGCCCAUCGGCGGCACAGCAGGCGUCGGCCGUGGCUCUCUGCCUCCGGAUUACGGCACAGCUACCGGCUCCACAUCCUCUUCAACUCCGCCGCCUGCCGUUACCAGCCCGCCUACGGCCAUGACUAGGCACUAA
Molecule: messenger RNA, 531 nt
Organism: Colletotrichum phormii
Lineage: Eukaryota; Fungi; Ascomycota; Sordariomycetes; Glomerellales; Glomerellaceae
Exons: 1
Coding region: 1-531 (176 amino acids)
Source: RefSeq, a predicted model, not a curated record